Messenger RNA from Brassica napus (rape), 1291 nucleotides. RefSeq lists its product as uncharacterized. Gene Ontology annotation, molecular function: RNA nuclease activity. Gene Ontology annotation, biological process: regulation of gene expression. The transcript is spliced from 5 exons. NCBI's taxonomy places the organism in Eukaryota, Viridiplantae, Streptophyta, Magnoliopsida, Brassicales, Brassicaceae. Gene Ontology annotation, cellular component: peroxisome. Bases 320 to 724 code for a protein of 134 amino acids. The record is from RefSeq and is a predicted model, not a curated record.
AACCAACUAAUAAUGUUGCAGUAUGUAAAGUGAAAAAAGCCCAAUGGGCGUCAAACCGCCACCUGUCGCGACUUGUAAUCUGCCAAACGCGCGUUAUUUGCGAAUACGGUUAGUUAAAAAAAAAACUUUUUAUAAAGCCAAGAGUGACGGCCCAUAAAAAUGGGACAGGAGUAUCGUUAACUUACAGAUGUGUAGUUUCCCCUAAAAUAUCCGGUAUAGAGCUUGUUCUGUCGACUGUCGCUCUAUCUUCGUUUUCUUCGUGCUUUCUCUCUCUCAGGCGUUUCAGUCUCCAUAGAAAACGAGGUUGGAGUUGAGGAACAUGGCAAAAACAUGGGUGUUCUGGGACAUCAACAGCUGUCCGGUUCCCAAAGAUUGCGAUGCUCGUCUGGUCGGUUCGUCAAUAGAAUCGGCCUUGAAGAAGGCAGGCUACUGUGAAGGUGAUCUCACCAUCACUGCCAUUGGCAACCUCAAUCACAUCUUACAACUAAACCCUAUUCGUCUUUGUCACACCCCUCCCGGGUUUUUCACCAACUCUGUUGAUGAUUUUUUGCGGUUUGAAAAUAAAAUUACGUCUCCGGCUACUUUAAUGAUCAUAACCAGUGAUGUGCACGUGGAGCAUGUAACUGCUCAUUUUCCCUACUUACGGUCUAAGGGAUACACCCCUCUUCUAGCAUAUCCGAGCAAUUCUAAAGAGCUCCCUUCUGAUAAAAACUUUUCCUGGUAGACCUUAUUGAAAGGUUCAGAGGAGAUGCGCCCCUCUGAUAUAGAUCAAUCUCUUAGGGAGUUUUCUUGCAAACUAUGUUCAGCUGAUGGCCAUACCUUUGAAGAUUUCACCACGCAUCUCAAGAGUAAAAAUCAUUUAGAGCGUGAGUUGUGCAAGCUGAGGAGGCCUCCAUUCAAGAGGAAGAUGGAGAAGCCGGAUUUUAAUGUUUCUGAAUACAAUAACAAACGAUCAAAGGCAUGUUUUAAGAACUUUGCUUAACGAAUAUUCUUUCCCAUUUGAAAGAGUGCUUCCUGUCCUAUAUCCCAAGACUCGGGUGUGAGCUCAGCCCUAUCCCUGCCGGUCUAGCUGGUACCCCCAAACUUUAUUAGUCGAGCUAGCUUCUCAUUAAGUUGCUUUCACUUCUAAAAUGUAAGACUCAAGCGGCUUGAGGAAAAGAGCAUUUCUGUGAAUGCUAUUCUAAUCUAAGUGGUCUUAUUCUGUGUCCUGUACUAGGAAGCAUUACUCCUCUUUUCAUUCCAAAUUCAAGAAUACGACCGAUACGAUUAAUUGGUCUGUGUGCCUUUCUUA